AUGACGAGGGAAGAAGGUUUAUCUAAUGCAGUUCACCAUGCAGAUGUCGUAGCUUUGACUAAGCUAUCCUGCCUAGUUCUGCCGCAUGAGCACUCGGCACUGUUGCGGCCAGAGUCUAUCCGGAGUGCAGAAAAAUCGCUUGAGACAUGCUCACCUGUGGAGCAUAUAUUGCAUUUGGAACCAAUAGAGGUAGAUAAUUUUCAAGGAAUAACCCCUCCAGAUGCUCCAAAGUCCGAUAAUGUGUUUGGGGGACAGUUAGUUGGACAGGCACUGGCUGCAGCAUCAAAGUCUGUUGAUUGUCUAAAUGUUGUUCGUAGCUUGCACGCGUAUUUUCUUCUUCCGGGGGAUUUUAACAUACCAAUUCAAUAUAAAGUUAAGCGUUUUCGUGAUGGAAAGAGCUUUUCUAUGAGGAAAGUGGAUGCCAUUCAAAAGGGAAAUGUCAUAUUCACUUUGCUGGCUUCAUUUCAGAAAGAGGAACUAGGGUUUCAACAUCAGGAAGUGUCUAUGCCAUCUGUCCCUACCCCAGAUGAGCUUGUAUCAAUGGAAGAGUUACUAGAGCAACUUCUUACCGAUCCGCGUCAUCCAAUAACUUUCCGGAACGAAGUUGCUACAGCUCAAUGCAUUCACUGGCCCGUAGAGAUCAGGUUCUGUGAACCUACACUUGAAACAAAUCAGACCAAGUCUCCUCCUAGUUUGAGAUACUGGUUUAGGGCAAAGGGAAAGUUGUCAGAUGAUCAGGCCUUGCAUAGGUGUGUGGCUGCAUAUACUUCUGAUAUAAUAUUUCUUCAAGUAAGUAUGAAUCCUCACCGUCGGAGGGGCUUAAAGAUGAGCGUCUUGAGUUUGGACCACUCCAUGUGGUUUCACAGACCUAUAAGAGCUGAUGACUGGGUGCUAUAUGUGAUCUUUAGUCCUACUGCCUUUAAUGCACGCGGCUUUGUUACAGGCCAAAUGUUCAAUCAGAAGGGAGAGCUACUUGUUUCAUUGGUUCAAGAAGGCCUGACGAGGAAGCAUGUUCCCAAUAGAUCAGCCACCAUCUCUAAGUUAUGAACUUUUACAAAGCCAAAUAAUUAACAAACUCUUAAGUUUUUUACACCUGAAAAUCCACAUGAUGUGUGGUUUGUUUUUUAGUUCUCUGUACGAAUAGAAGGACUGAUGAUUAUUAAUAACCCAAUAAUUUAGUGUUUUAUUAAAAUUAUAAUCCAAUCAUUCAAAAAAAUUCUAUGUAAAACAAAGAAAAUAAACCGUGAUAAAGUUUAGUA
Molecule: messenger RNA, 1259 nt
Organism: Lathyrus oleraceus (garden pea)
Lineage: Eukaryota; Viridiplantae; Streptophyta; Magnoliopsida; Fabales; Fabaceae
Product: acyl-CoA hydrolase 2
Exons: 14
Coding region: 1-1047 (348 amino acids)
Biological process (GO): fatty acid catabolic process; acyl-CoA metabolic process
Molecular function (GO): fatty acyl-CoA hydrolase activity
Source: RefSeq, a predicted model, not a curated record